Molecule: messenger RNA, 225 nt
Organism: Gongylonema pulchrum
Lineage: Eukaryota; Metazoa; Nematoda; Chromadorea; Rhabditida; Gongylonematidae
Source: the annotation of a GenBank genome assembly
AUGGAAGGACAGAAUUUUUUCGUCGGAUUACUCAUCUGCUUGCAUUUCAGUUGCAAUUUAUUCCAAUUGCUACGCAAAAUCAUCUUGGCCAGCAGCCCACGCAAGUGCAACUCAUUCCGGUUACAGCGCCUGGCUCGGCACAGCAGUUCAUCGUCAUCCAGCAACCAGCCAUACCAGGUAUAUUUCAUUUGCCCUCACAUUCAGCAAUCACAGAGAUUUUUAUAG